CAUAACUUCGCAAAAGAAGCUGGAUAGCAUAAGUGCGUUUUACACAGUAUUCUGAUUCAGACAGAAACGGGAACAUAAGAAUACAAGGAAGCCAGUGGGUUACAUGGACAAUUUAGAUGCAAUAUUGAACAACAUUUGUAAUAACAUUUACAAUAACAGCAAAAAGACCCCCUAGGUCAACGGACGUCUAAACUUUCUUGAGAUAAACAUUACAUUUCCGUCACUUCUAUCGCAGAGUAAAGGUGUGUGCAGCAUUACCUGCCAAUUUCCUGCAAUAAUUCACAAAAUAACAAACAGGCGACUGCUUCAUCUGAUGUAUGGCACACAGCAAGACGGUGAAGUUGCACACGGAGUGGAAUUAAUGACCACCAGCUGCGGCGACAAACGCCCUGCCAUUGGAGUCUAACUGGAAUGCGGUGAGGAUUCUGUGUGAACCCAUCUGAAGCGCACGACAUAGCAGCAGCGCUCAGCAUACAAUCUGUAGCUAGCACGACAGAACGGACUGGGUAUCAUUCAUACAGCCUAACUUGACCAAAAGACUGUUUUGUUAUAUAGUGGUGGUGACAACAACAACAACAAGCUGGAUACACGGUGAACUGAACACUCAAUAAUACCUUUAAAUACUUUUUUGUUGUGUUUAUUUUUGUUGUAUUGUUAUAUAAACAGUUUUUCACGGUUUUUAUUUCAGAAAUAAUACAGAGAGGACAUUGGCAAAUAUUUAACUUGGCUCUACCAGGGAGUAUCAAACCGUGUAAUAACUGACAACAGAAUGCACAAGAAUUUGAAAAAUAAUAAACACGCUGUUUUUUUUUUUUUUUUUUUUUUUUUUUUUUUUUUACAUAGUCAAAACUGAGAAGAACUAAGUAUUUGUUUGUACAUAUAUUUACACAGUGACAAUAGUAGUACCACAUGGAGGUUAUUGCAUAUCCCCAGCCCGGAGAACUGCAGGAAAAAUAAUACGAUUCACACACACUGUGUGAAGCUGACGAUUUCAUUCCAAAACUGGGAACAUUAGAUAAACCUUCUGAAGAGCACAUAGAGGGCAACCGAAGCUAAGCAUCUUGCAAAUAUUAGACUGCUGAUAAACGAGUUUACGCUGAAUUUGUUUUUAAAAGCUCCAGUUCAAAGUUCAACAAAUCAAACGACAAACCGGGGCUUAUCCGCUGCAGUGUCGUGAUCUGGAAGUAUCCACUGCAUUAAUUACAGUACAAGAGCGAUAAUAUUGCCAAGAGAACAGGUUUACGAAAGUGAAGGGAACUCAAUACAGUUGUUAGUUGAUAAUAAGACAUUAUAUGACUGCAUACGAUUAGGAUCCCAAAUACCCAGAAAGAUCGCUGCAUAACACAUCUAAUAUUUACUGUAAGGUACGGAGCCAAGGCUGAACCUGCAUGGGUGAAGUCGAUUGCAAGAAAGUAUCGACUGAAAAUUAGAAAGAAAAAAAAAAUCCUGUCGGAAGAUAUCUGUCUUUUGGACUGCCGCAAGGUAGUGCAGUCGCCUCUGCCAUAAAUCUGUUUAGUUGAAGGAACAGACUACAUAUUCAAGAGAUUUAAACUCCACAAGAUGACCGUCCGGAGAAAGUAUUCCACCAGGCUGCUGCAGGUGCUUGCUUUGUGGAUUACAUUCCUCUCUGGAGCUGUGCCGGAUCAGUCUUGUGAUGCACUCAGCGUAUCAAGCAACAUCACAGGUCCAGCAUGCAAUUCAUCAAUAGAUUUGAUAGGGACCUGUUGGCCAAGAAGCAGUUCUGGCAAAAUUGUCUCCCGACCAUGUCCUGAAUAUUUCUAUGGAGUCAGAUACAACACUACAAAUAAUGUGUACAGAGAGUGCCUGACCAAUGGAACCUGGGCUGUAAAAGUCAACUAUUCCCAGUGCCAGGAAAUACUAAACGAAGAGAAAAAAAGCAAACUGCAUUACCAUAUAGCUGUCAUCAUAAAUUACAUGGGCCACUGCAUCUCCCUGGGAGCCCUUCUGGUUGCCUUCGUUCUUUUCAUGCGUCUAAGGAGUAUCAGAUGUCUGAGGAAUAUCAUUCACUGGAACCUGAUCACAGCUUUCAUUCUACGCAAUGCCACCUGGUUUGUUGUGCAGCUCACCAUGAAUCCAGAGGUUCAUGAGAGCAAUGUGAUCUGGUGUCGGCUAGUUACAGCCUCAUACAAUUAUUUCCAUGUGACAAAUUUCUUCUGGAUGUUUGGAGAAGGCUGUUAUCUUCAUACUGCCAUCGUCCUGACCUACUCUACUGACAAGCUUAGGAAAUGGAUGUUUAUCUGUAUCGGCUGGUGUAUCCCUUUCCCAAUCAUUGUUGCGUGGGCCAUUGGGAAGCUUUAUUAUGACAAUGAAAAGUGCUGGUUUGGGAAGCGGGCUGGCGUUCACACAGACUAUAUCUACCAGGGGCCAAUGAUUCUGGUACUGCUGAUCAAUUUCAUUUUUCUCUUCAACAUUGUGAGAAUUCUCAUGACAAAACUUCGCGCCUCAACUACAUCUGAAACAAUACAAUACAGGAAAGCUGUGAAGGCAACGCUCGUGUUGCUACCCCUCCUCGGGAUCACGUACAUGUUGUUCUUUGUCAACCCAGGAGAAGAUGAGAUUUCACAGAUCGUAUUUAUAUAUUUCAACUCGUUUCUGGAGUCAUUUCAGGGCUUUUUUGUCUCUGUGUUUUACUGCUUCUUGAACAGCGAGGUGCGAUCUGCGGUGAGGAAAAGAUGGCACCGCUGGCAGGACAAACACUCGAUCAGGGCCCGAGUGGCUCGAGCCAUGUCCAUCCCAACCUCUCCAACUCGGGUGAGCUUUCACAGCAUCAAGCAGUCCACAGCUGUGUGAUGGGAGGGCAGCGUCAAGACAGCCGGAAACUCUAAGCUAACCAGGGAACACACAAUGGUGCAAACAGGGUACAAGAAAACAACAUCACAAAGUGGAGACACAAACACAGGAAUGGAAUGUGCCUUCCUGAUCUGUAGAAAACAACAGCAAGCAUUUCUCAGAGAGUGAGAGAGGGUGGUGGAUUCAUGCCACCAAAGACACACUAAUGUAAAAAGAGAAAGAAAGAAAAAGUCCCAAAUUAUCAGAUUUUUACUAUAAAUAGCUUUUAAAAAAGGGGGCUUUUUCUUUCUGUAUGUGACUUUAUUAUAGCUUUUAUCAAGAUUUUCUACAGAACAUACAGAGCUUUUUGGUUGUGUUUGUGGCUUUUUAUUUUAAAUGCAGCUAUAGCUUAAAGGUAAUCAAUAAUCCUCUUAGUUCUGAAUCUAUAUUUCUAUAAAAAAGAGAAAAUGGAGGGCACUUGAAAGCUAUAAAUAAAACUGAGCAUGCAGAAAAUGAGCUGAAGAAACAUUUUGGCAGGUCUGUCUUGAUUUGAAAAGAUAUCCAGGUACAGGUUGAUGCCUCACCACUUUGAGUCCCCCUCCACCCCUGUUUUAUACAGUUAUUUUUCAAACCAGUUCUUUAUUCUUCAAGUACCUAAAUCAGUAAUACUCAGCACUUCUAUUUUAUUUUAGAGAAUAGCAGCUCAAAGAGGGAAGUCCACACAUUGCUGUUGCUGUGGUCCUAAUAACAUGAGCAAUAUUACAGGUUUGAUUGAUCAGUAUUUAAAAAAAAAAAAAAAAAUACUAUUUGAAAAAUAGUUUGAGUAAGUUAAUUCAGUCAGCUCUGAUGGUGCAUGAAAAUGUAUUGCUUAGCGGUGAACACUAAAAUCAUUUGUAUAAUAUAUAUUAUCUGGCUUUCCAGAAACUAGACAUUUCCUGCUGGUUUGUGGUAAUAAUUUUGCCUUAGCACUGCAGACUCGUAUACAGGAAAGAUAAUAUCACUCAAAACAGCAGUUAAAUAAUAUAGUUUGAAUAAACAAACAUGACAAAGGGUACAUUGAAAGCAGUCGCAAAAUUAGUGAUUUAGUUGAAGUCAGUCUUAGAGUGGAGGCGGCACUUGGCUGACCUUUUUUUUAUCAAAAUCCAGACCCUCAAAACAAGGAAAGCACUUGUCAAAUAUCAACUAUAACUAGCGGACGGGUUUAGUAUCUCAGAUUGCAACUACUUGUACACUUGAUGAGCCCUGUAGUUAUUGCUUAGUUAUGGUACUAUUUGAUUACAGUAGUCCUCUUAGUUACAUAGUGCUGAAAGAGUUAGUCAGUAUUGCAGGUGAACUCCUUGAAUCUGAAUUACUGAAUUACAAACAGAUUUUGUUUUGUAACAAGUUCUGGUUUGGAGACACCCCCAAGCUGGGAUAAGAGAAAGUUUGUACAAAUGGUGAUAAACCUUUUGUACAAUUUCAUUUUUUAACAUAUCAAUUGUUCUAUUGAAGAAAGGGUGAUUUAAUAUCCAUUUUCUUACCUCAAUCACGCCAUAACCACUUUCCUUUAUUGUUUUCUGGGUCACAAGGUCCAAUUUCAGUACAGAAUAGGAGUGAAUCUGAAACACAACAGAGGAAGUAAUUAAGCACCAGCGAGCAUUAGACGCAUUUAGUCUGUUCAGCAGUUUCUCUGCUUAAGUGUUUAAAAAAAGAAUUAACUAUCUUUAGCACAAGAAAAUGGGGGCAAUAAAAAGUUGUUAAUACAAAUAGGUUGUGAUUUGUAUUAAAUGUGUAUUUGUGCACUUUUUUCAUUGUAGCAGCAUUUUCUUGAAUAUGAAUACUUUUUUUUUUUCUUCUCAUGAACCAAAAUACAGUAGUCUCCAGCUAAGAACACCCCUCGGGAAGCAAGCGAAGUGUUUUCUUAUCCGUAACAGGCAAAGUGACGGACUAACUGUCAGACUAAAUUAACACAGCACCCCUACACACAUUAAAAAAUGCAGCAGCAGCUGUAGAUUAAUUAUGAAUACA
Polyodon spathula (Mississippi paddlefish) is the source of this 4797-nucleotide messenger RNA. It is a transcript of the gene crhr1, whose product is annotated as corticotropin releasing hormone receptor 1. NCBI's taxonomy places the organism in Eukaryota, Metazoa, Chordata, Actinopteri, Acipenseriformes, Polyodontidae. Gene Ontology annotation, biological process: adenylate cyclase-activating G protein-coupled receptor signaling pathway; cell surface receptor signaling pathway. The record is from RefSeq and is a predicted model, not a curated record. The coding region runs from base 1561 to 2811 and encodes 416 amino acids. The transcript has 13 exons. Gene Ontology annotation, molecular function: G protein-coupled peptide receptor activity; corticotropin-releasing hormone receptor activity; corticotrophin-releasing factor receptor activity. Gene Ontology annotation, cellular component: plasma membrane; neuron projection.